AUGGUGCAAUACUGUUCUGUCUAUGGAUGUUAUUCGACAACUAAAAAGAACAAGGAUCUAAAAUUUCAUAGAUUUCCCCGUGAUGCGAGGUGCCAAUUUUGGAUAAACGCAUGUCAAAGACCCGACUUGAGAGAGAAAAACAUAGAACAAAUACAUAACAUGUACGUAUGUAGUUUACACUUUGAAGAUUGGAUGUAUAAGAAGCAGCAAUUACACAGCGCUGCUGUUCCCAUAUCAAACUUACCAUCUGUUCCUAUGCACUCUGUUAACACACAAAUUGAACCUCCAAAAGCAGAAAUUUUAAAAUAUCUGCUUAGCAGAGGUGUUCAAGAACAGAUCGACACUAAUAGAAUAGACAAAUCUGUGGUGACAUCCAAUAGUGAUGAAACAUCACAGACCCCAAAAACAAUGACAGACCAUAUCCCUAGAAAGAGAAAACUUCGAAAACAAAUUGUAAGCUGUGUGAAAAAGAUGAAGUUUAUAGAACAUAAUAAAUCAACGGACAUCAGCCGUCAGAAGUUUUUACGAGGAUGUGACAAGUUUUUAUCACCGAAUCUAAGUAAAAUUGUCAAAGCACAGGCCAUUUUAAAACCUCAUUGUAAAAAUAACAGAUAUUCUAAAGAAUUUAAGUUAUUUUGUCUAAAUAUUUAUUACUCAAGUCCACAUGCGUAUAAGUUUUUAUCAAAAACCUUGUGUUUGCCAUCUAAACGUAGUCUGGCUACUGUGGCCAUACCAGUGAGUACCAAAAUUAGUGACUAUGUAUGGAAAGUUUUAUCGCAGGCGAUAAAACACUUGGCGCCUUUCGAAAGGGAAUGUACAUUGUGUAUGGACGAAAUGAGCUUAAAAUAUUCCCUUUUUUAUGACAUACACAGGGAUAAAGUGAUAGGUUUACACGAAAUUGACGACAUUCAAUGCUCAUAUGCAGCUGGGUAUGCUUAUACAAUUAUGCUUAAAGGGAUAUUAGGCGAUUGGAAACAAGUAAUCGGCUAUGCACUUCUUGCAAGUAGUAAAAUCGACAAAGCAUUAGAGGAGUUUAUAAUUAAUACCGUCAAACAAUUGUUUGAAUUGGGUUUCAAAAUAAGAGCCAUUGUUUCAAACCAGGGAUUCGACUUUCUAAAGUUUUCUAAAUCAAUGGGAAUCUCAAAAGAACACACUUAUUUUGAAAUAGACGGGAGAAAAAUUUACUACAUAUUUGACGUGCCUCAUCUCAUAAAAUGCGUUCGAAAUAAUUUGAUGAACUACGACUACGAGUUUAAUGGUAAAAUCGCUAGUUGGGACGAUAUCUAUAAAUGUUAUGAGUUGGAUAAACAAAAAGAUUUUCGGCGUGCUCCCAAAUUAACGGAAUCCCAUAUAUCACCAAACAAUUUUCAAAAACGAAAACUGCGCCUAGCAACACAAGUGCUUAGUGAUUCUGUUAAGACAGCAGUGGUAACGUAUGCCAAAACAGGUGAUUUGAAUCCAUGUAAUGGUACCGUUGAAUUCAUCGAUACUAUGGAUAAACUUUUUGAUGUGUUAAAUUCUAACAACCUCUAUUCCACUAAGCCUUAUAACAAUCCUUACCGGGCGAACGAAUUACAGCGAAAUUUGUUGCUUAAAGCUCAAAAUUUGCUAGCUAGUCUCAUCGUGAGACACAAAUAUACUGGAAAAGAUGUUACGACUUCCAUAAAGUUUAUCAACGCAUUUUCUAUUACAAUAAAUUCUAUUAUGCAGUUGUAUGACGAUUUAAAGACUGAGUCGGGCAUCAAUGACUUUUACUUGCUGACGCGUAGACUAAAUAAUGAUGACCUAGAAUAUUUUUUUUCUGUAAUACGUCAAGCUAGUGGGAAUUGCUGGGAACCGACCUGUGUUCAGUUCGAGCGAGCAUUCAGAAAAUCUUUUCUGUAUCAACUUUUCAAAUUAUAUAAUGAUUUAAAUUGUGUUGAUGAUUUUGAUAACAUCAUAUCACAAUAUGUUGAUUUUAUUCACAAUAAAUCUCUGUUUAGAGCCAGCAGUGUGGUCCACGCCCACACAAAAUAA
This is a messenger RNA of Parnassius mnemosyne (clouded apollo), 2016 nucleotides long. Lineage: Eukaryota; Metazoa; Arthropoda; Insecta; Lepidoptera; Papilionidae. The record is from the annotation of a GenBank genome assembly.